Molecule: messenger RNA, 601 nt
Organism: Paramecium octaurelia
Lineage: Eukaryota; Ciliophora; Oligohymenophorea; Peniculida; Parameciidae
Source: the annotation of a GenBank genome assembly
CACAUUAAUUAAUUAACAAUGGAAACAAAAACAUGGAUUUUAAUAUUGAGAUGGGUCAAUAUUGUAGCUGCGUAUCUAAUUGUAUUACUAAAUUAGAGUAGUAAUCGGAGCCAUGGGAAUCUAUCAAUUAGUUACAUUUUAGAUGUUUUCCAAUUUUCAUUUCUAUGAAAUCUGGAGUAUAUUCACACCAAUCUAUUCAUUGUAAAUUAUUUCACCAAUAAUCUAGGAUUUUCUGCGGUCUCUUAUUGGCAAUCGAAUUUAAGAAGGAUUUCAUAGCUGAGUAAUUUCAAUUCAUGAUGACUUGCUUUGGAAGAGGAAUAUUUUACAUAUUGUAUAUUUUACAAUAUUAUACAAAAUAGUUUGGGAUCAGUAGUAUCUUAUUCACCAACAGGAGGAUCAUCAUAAUAAGUGUAAAUUAUCACAUAGAAUAUAGAGCUGGAUGGAUUUGGGGGUUGACUUUGUGGUUAGUGGGAAUAUUUUAUGUGGUCAUUCAUUUUGUUGGACCAAAGAGUGCGACUGCAGGAUUGAAAGAUGUAUUAGUGAUCCUUUGAUUUUAGGCUGUAAGUGCAGAAUAUGGAACUGCUUGAACAAUAUUAAAAAU